CUGAUACGCGAGUGGAGCCUACAGGUGCCGGCGUGUGUCCUGCAGACACCCUGGAGUGAUCGCAUACACAGCAAACAACAGCUCUCUGACCACCUGAGACUCCGGGGCAGACGGAGGAGACACCUGAGCCCUGGCAGUGCUCGGCCCGUUCACACCCCGCGCACAGUGGUCAUCCUAUCCCGUCUCAUUAGCCUGAAUAAGAAGCCUGGACUCUGCUCUGGUGACACACUGACCACCUCUAGUGAGGACGACCGUAUUCAUAGUCAUGAUGAUGAUCUGGGAGGAGACUUGAAGCAUUCUGUUUGUCAAAAACAGCAAACCCGAGAGGCUUCUCUCCAGCUCCUGGUGUCCGCUUUGAGUCCGGGCAGUCGGGCUUUUGUCUCGGCAGUAAAUGUUUGUGCACGCGCGGGCGCGCGUGAGGGGCGGGGCGGGGCGGGGCGUGUGCGCAAGCGCACGGCGGUUGGGGAGAAGUCUGGCCAACGGCCGCCAGACGUUUGGAGAAACAAGAGAGACUCACGGUGGGAAACGGGCGGCCGGACCAACGCGUAUGGAUUUACCUCUCUUUUCCGCCACUCCGGGGUCCACUCAAGGCUGACGAAGGGUGGCCGGAACCAAGUGAAACUCUCCUCCGCUCCCUGCCGCCUUCCUUCCCAACCGCUGCUCCCCAUUGGCUGCUGUCCCCAGAGGGUGGAUAUAAGCAUGGGAGGCCCACUCACCUGCACAGGUGGUGUCAUGGCGCUGCUGCGGAGGAGGCUGAAGCUGGUGGUGUCGGUUACCAUGGUGAACCUCUUCAUCUUCAUCCUGGUGUCCCGGAGCGGCGGCCAGGGCAAGAACGGGCGCCGCCAGCCGCUCGUCCCCUCCAAACCCUUCUGGGCCAAGCUGCUCCCCAGCCAGGCCUUCUGGAACCGGCAGCAGCAGGUCCUGGACUACAGGAACAACGCCAUCCUGGCCGCCAACGACAGCGGCGCCGCCGCGCCCGAUUGGCUGAACGGCAGCAGCUCCGCCCCCGACCCCUGCCAGCCCAACCUGCGGGUGACCACCCAGGUGAAGGACUACAACUCGCUGCCCGACCGCUUCAAGGACUUCCUGCUGUACAUGCGGUGCCGGUCCUACCCGGUGGUGGUGGACCAGCCGGAGCUGUGCCGGGACCCGCCCUUCCUGCUGCUGGCCGUCAAGUCCCUGGCGCCGCACUUCGACCGGCGCCAGGCCAUCCGCCAGUCCUGGGGCCGGGCGGGCGCCAUCGCCAACCGCACGGUGGUCACGGUGUUCCUCCUGGGCAACGCCACGGCCGUGGACCACCACCCGGACCUGUCCGAGAUGCUGCUGUACGAGGGCCUGCGCCACCGCGACAUCGUGCAGUGGGACUUCAGGGACUCCUUCUUCAACCUGACCGUCAAGGAGGUCCUGUUCCUGGACUGGAUCCAGGCCCGCUGCCCGGACGCCGCCUUCAUCUUCAAAGGCGACGACGACGUCUUCGUCAACACCUACCGGAUCCUGGACUUCCUGAAGGGCCUGCCGGGGCCCAAGGCCCGGGACCUGUUCGUGGGGGACGUCAUCACCAACGCGGGGCCCCACAGGGACAAGAAGGUCAAGUACUUCAUCCCGGAGAGCCUGUUCGUGGGGGCCUACCCCCCGUACGCGGGGGGGGGCGGGUACCUGUACUCGGGGGACAUCGCCGCCCGCCUGCACAACGUGUCGCAGCACGUGGCGCUCUACCCCAUCGACGACGUCUACACCGGCAUGUGCCUGCGCAAGCUGGGGCUGGCCCCCGACAAGCACAAGGGCUUCAGGACCUUCAACAUCGAGGAGAAGUACAGGGCCAACCCCUGCGCCUACCGCAGCCUCAUGCUGGUGCACCCCCGCACCCCCCAGGAGAUGAUCCAGAUCUGGGCCUGGCUGCAGAGGCCCGACCUGACCUGCCAGUGA
Messenger RNA from Menidia menidia (Atlantic silverside), 1926 nucleotides. Lineage: Eukaryota; Metazoa; Chordata; Actinopteri; Atheriniformes; Atherinopsidae. The record is from the annotation of a GenBank genome assembly.